AUGGCAAAAUUGUAUGUGAGCACGAUUAAAUUUGAUGAUUCUCCACUAGUUGUGAUUACCAAUAAUAAGAGUGCACCAAUAACUGGAUUUUCAAUUGAUAUGAUGAAUAAAAUAGGUUCUAUUCUAAGUUUAAAAAUCGUAUAUUCUCUUAAAUCAUUUGAACAACUCUUCUCAUUUGUCAAAAAGAAUAAAUUUCAUUUAUCCCUUAGCUCAAUCACUGAUACAAAGCAGCGUCAGCAACAAAAUGGAAGUUUCAUUGAUUAUUUUAAAUUUGGUUCACAAUUAUUUGCUCGACGCAAUGAUACAACAAAUGUGAAACGUUUGGCAGAUUUAUGCGGUUACUCGGUAACCUCAUUACGCGGUUCAACACAACAAACAGAUGUUGAGACAGUAUCCUGUCCGUCGAACAAAAAAGUGAAAAGUGUACCAGUGGAAACAAAUCAUGAAACAUUUGAGGCCGUUAAAUCAGGACAAGCUCAAUUCGGUAUACAAGAUGAACCGCUUAUUACCUACAAUCUUAAACAUCAGUAUAAAGGUUAUUUGAAAGAGAUAGGGCUGCCCUAUAAUAUUUUACCCUAUGGAAUAUUGUGUCAGAAAAAUAGUCCAUUAUGUUGUACGAUAGUGCAAGCCGUUAACUAUCUUAUUUAUGAUGGAACCUACAGUUAUCUAUUGAAUAAGUGGAAAGUCAGACGAAAUAAUAUUGGUAUUUCUUUAUUAAACAGACAAUAUUCAUGCGCAUGCACAUAUCCAUCCGCAUAUAACUUGAGAACGUAG
Didymodactylos carnosus is the source of this 774-nucleotide messenger RNA. The record is from the annotation of a GenBank genome assembly. Lineage: Eukaryota; Metazoa; Rotifera; Eurotatoria; Philodinida; Philodinidae.